Molecule: messenger RNA, 807 nt
Organism: Rotaria sp. Silwood1
Lineage: Eukaryota; Metazoa; Rotifera; Eurotatoria; Philodinida; Philodinidae
Source: the annotation of a GenBank genome assembly
AUGGAUAUAGGUAAUGAAAAUUCAAAAUUAAAAGUAACAAAACUAUAUGAAUUUAUAUUACAUGAAAAUUCCUUACAUGAAAAUGCACGACUUAAUCUUGGUUAUUGUUUUCGACAACGUGGUUAUUAUCAACAUGCUUGGAUACAAUAUUCAGCUAUACUUCAUCUUAAUCCAUCAAAUGUUCGUGCACUUGAAGCACGUACUAUUGUUUGUUUACAAAUGAAUCAUCCAACCGAUGCAUUUAUUGAUCUUAAUCAAGCAUUACGUUAUCGGUCAUCAUCAGCACAAUUACUUACAAAUCGUGGUGUUAUUCAACAAUUUUUAUGUGAUAAUAAAAAUGCUAUGUGUGACUAUCUUUCAGCUAUGCUUGCUGAUCCAAAUCAUGCAUUUGCACAUUAUAAUACUGGAAAUAUAGUUAUGUUUCAUGGACAAUUUCCACAAGCUAUUAGUUUAUUUGAUCGAGUUUUAGAAAUAAAUCCGCGAGAUGAAGCAGCAUUAACCAAUCGUGCUAUAGCUAAAGUUGUUUUAAAACAAUAUGAUAGUGCACGUGAAGAUCUUGAACAUGCUCUAAAAAUUUCACCAUUAAGUGCACAUAUUCAUGUAAAUCUUGGACAAUUACUAUUAACAAUGAAUGAACCAUAUGAAGCAGAAAAACAUUUUUUUAAAGAGCUUUAUAAAUUCGUCUAUGUGAUCCAGUUGUAUAUAAAUGGUGUGGUGAUGCACGAUGAAAACAAGAUGGAUGCAUUACAAUUAGCAAGAAAACAUGGUCUUAUUAAAGCAUCGACUAAAACUAGACGAAGAUUGUGA